Molecule: messenger RNA, 3019 nt
Organism: Notodromas monacha
Lineage: Eukaryota; Metazoa; Arthropoda; Ostracoda; Podocopida; Cyprididae
Source: the annotation of a GenBank genome assembly
AUGGCCCUAGGGGAAAUGUCGGGGGCUGACGUGGAAGCCGAAUACGUCGUGGAACGGAUUGUUGGCAGUAAAUUGAUCAAUGGCGUCGUUUACUAUCAUUUGAAAUGGAAAGGUUUUCCGAACUCUGAGAAUACGUGGGAACCCGUUACAAAUCUGGAAUGCGAGGAAUUGAUUGCCGACUUCGAACAGCAGCAGCUGCAGAGUUCGCCGGGGCCUGCGGAAGGGGAAACCUCUUUUCCUGAUAAAAGACACAAGAGAAAACGUCGGGCUGCUGCCAAAACGUGCCUCGAUUUCCUGCACAAGCCUGCUUUAGUUGUGGACGCGGAUUUCACCGCGGAAGCGAUCGUGGAUCACAAGAUGGUGGAUGGUGUUUUGUUCUUCCUCGUCAAGUGGGAAGACUACGGACCUGAUGAAAACACGUGGGAACCUGCGGAUAACCUGGACUGCAAAGCAAUCAUGGCUGCUUACUGCGAGCAAUUUCCAGAGGUUCUGGAAGACCUGAAACGACACGAAAAAGAUUCGAACGUUGCGGAUUUGCGAGGAAAAGCUGUCAAGAAGGAGAAUAUUGAGAAAAGUGUUCCCGUCUCCAUGGCUGAAAAUAAUCUCGAAAAAACGCCGAAGAGCAUUCCGGUCGUUCAUUUGGAGUGCAUGUUGUAUUAUCGAUUCUAUGUCAUGGAUCCGGAAGUAGAUCGAGAUGCCGAUGAUGAACAAGAUGUGGAAGAAUCUGUCGUGUCGCCUGUAGCAGAAAAUGGAGUAAGUGGAGACGCUCAAAAGGACUCUCCGGACAGUCCGCCUCCGGAUGAAAAUUCCGAGGAAAGCCCAGUUGAAGCCGAGACCCCGGCUGCAACGGAAAAUAAAGAAGAAGAGAAGAACGAAGAUUACGUCGUGGAGAAAGUUGUGGGAAGGAAAGAACUCAACGGCGUCGUGCAUUACUUUUUGAAGUGGAAGGGUUAUCCCAAUUCCAAGAACACAUGGGAGCCUGUGACCAACCUGGAUUGCAAAGACCUGAUAGAGGAAUUCGAAGAGAAGCGUUCGCGGGAUGAUUCCCGUGUCCGUCGGCGACCAGCUGAGGCCAAAACGACGGCUAAGGUGGACUUUUCUCGGCUUCUAACGUCCGAGCGACCAUCCAGGGGGAAGAGGUCCAACCCAGAACCCGUGAAGACGUCUCCCCGUGCCACAAAGGCCCCGAGGAAGGAGAAGAAGAAAGAAGAACCCGAAGAGGAAGAGGAAGAAGAAGCUGUGAACGAUUACGAGGUGGAGAAGAUCCUCAAACACAAGAUUGAGCGCGGCAAACUCUCUUUCUACAUCAAGUGGAAAAACUACGGAGCGGAAGACAAUACUUGGGAGCCCAUGGGGAACCUGGAUUGCAAGAAAAUCAUAAAUGAAUACGCAAGGAAAUUCCCGGACGUUCAAACAUUGUUGAGAGGAGGCAAACUGGAGCCUCCUCGAGCAGCUCCCAAGGUUGACAGGAAGUCCGACCCGAUACCAAAGCCGUUAAAAGAGAGGUCGGCUCGAGCUUCUCGAAAGUCUCUCUCCAACGGAGAUUCGCAGUGGGAAGCAUCCGUCGAAGAUUUUCAUACCUUUUCUUCUGCUCCAACCGUCAAGAAAUCAGGGCGGGGUUCGACGACAAGCAGGGGAAUUCGGCGUCCCGCAAAAUUUGAUUCCGAGAAUGAGGAAGAAAGUUGGGGCUUCGACAGAGGCCUGCAAGCGCUGGAAGUUGUGGCCGCGACUGAGACCAGAGGCAACAUAAAAUACUUUGUUCGCUGGAAAGGAAGUGAGGAUGUGGAUAUCAUCCCGAACAGCGUCUGCCGCGAGAAGAUUCCUGAAUUGGUGAUGGACUUCCUGGAAAAACAGAUCAAUUGGAAUUCCGUUUGAGCACGAUUUCGUUUUCCAAUCUCAUUUUGUAAAGUUUUGUUUGAUUCGUUCAAGUACGGUAUCUGAAAAUAGCGCUUUGUGUUUGCGUCUCAUUCCUUCGCGUGUCAUCCUUAAUUUUUUAUGUCAAGUUUUCGCAUCAGAUUUCGUGUAACGCAUCUCUGUCAGUUUUUUGAUAGUUUCAUUGAACAUGAGCGAAGUGGAGACUGGUGAAGCGGUGUUAGAUGGCGCUGUUCACGAAGAAGCACCUGUUGAAGAAGACUACGUGGUCGAGCGUAUUUUGAAUCGGCGAAUGAAGAAUGGGAAAGUGGAAUAUCUACUCAAAUGGAAGGGAUACGGAGAUGAUGAUAACACGUGGGAGCCAGAAACAAACUUGGACUGUCCAGAAUUGAUUCAUAUCUACGAAAGACGACGGGCGCAAGCAUUGGAGAAACAGAGGAGGCAACCUCCAGAAGUUCUCAAGAAACGGAAAGAAGCUGCGAGGAGACGACGUUUGAACAACAUUGCCUUGGACCGACCAAAAAAGGAUGUUGAGGAGGACAGUCGGCCGAGAGGCUUUGACCGUGGACUCAGCCCAGAAAGAAUUGUUGGGGCCACUGAUGUCCUUGGGGAACUCAUGUUCCUCAUGAAGUGGAAGGAGUUUGAUGAAAUGGACCUCGUCCCAGCAAAAAUGUGCAAUGCCAGGGCACCUCAAAUCGUGAUCAACUUCUACGAGGAACGUCAGCAGUGGCAAACCCUGCCGAGUUUACCUUGAACUUUCAAGUGUUCGACAAUUCUGUGUGUUGUGGUAUUCAUUUUUUUUUUUACAUGAAACGAUUAUAAAAGGUACUUUCUCGUUAAAGUUGUCCAUAUAAUAUUUUUAUCGUUCUAUUUGGGCAACAACGGCUACCUGACUGAUCUAAAUGCCUUAUAGUGGUUCACCACUGUUUCGAAAUUUUCAGGGUUCCAUCUUGGUUUCCUGUUGUCUGCGAAAUUUCUUUUGUGAAGUUACAAAAUGAAUGAGUAAGAUGUAUGUGAAGGUAUUUGAGGCAUUUCGUGAGUGGUCUAUAGCAAAAUUUCUUGGAAUAAAAAUUGAAAUGACAUCCAAGUGAGGUAAAAAUCAGGUAUUGUUCAGAAGAAAUAAACAUUCUUUUGCACACCAAGAAAA